Salmo salar (Atlantic salmon) is the source of this 6252-nucleotide messenger RNA. It is a transcript of the gene ttyh3a, whose product is annotated as tweety family member 3a. Gene Ontology annotation, molecular function: volume-sensitive chloride channel activity; intracellularly calcium-gated chloride channel activity. The record is from RefSeq and is a predicted model, not a curated record. Lineage: Eukaryota; Metazoa; Chordata; Actinopteri; Salmoniformes; Salmonidae. Gene Ontology annotation, cellular component: plasma membrane.
AGGAGUGCGGUUGUGGGUGCGAGCGGGACUGCAAUCUGCAUCGGAUGGUGUGGAGGUUGCAGUGUCGUAGUCUCCCGAACAGUUCACCGGAUUGUUGUUUAUCUUUAGCGAAUGAACAGGAAUUGUCGACUUUAAACUACUUUGCAAUACAGUAAAAGACUUGGUCGCCAUCAAAGCAUUUAGGAAAAUUGAAGAAAAGACAAAGGGCGCAAAUGGAACUGGAGCAACCACGGACGGAGCACGGAUAUAUCCGUUAAGCUAGUUAGCAAGCCAACUAGCCUGCUGCUAGCUUUACAAAUUGGAACACGAGGAACAAUCAACUGGCUAUGACUGAUAAUGAGGAAAGGACAGUCAAAUUAUAACCCAGAAGGAAUUAUUGAGAAUCAAUCAAAUGUUUUAGCUACGCUUUUUAACUUACGAAAGUAUUUGAAUGAAAUGGAUGCGUUCUGUACAAUUGCUCAACAACAAUAGUUAGCCGGCUAGCUAGCUAAGGUUACUUGCAUGUUGAGUUGGGAAGCUAUCCAUUUAGCCAAAUAACGUUACGUCAUCUGUACAGUAGUUAACCAGACAGACAGGCAACUACAACAAGGUGGAUGAACUGUCAACUUCGUGGGGGUGUUCGUGACGUUAACGUUAGUUGACUGGGUAGCCUAUUAUUCCUCCUUCAGCUUGUUUGGCACAGUUUAGUAUUACACAUGACAGAAGUGAACAUGGGAGUGUUAUAGGACAAUGGAUAUAGUUAGCUACCCGUUUGUUAGUACCGUUGGGAAGAAGUGACAACCGAUAUCUCAGGUACAGUUUAAGCGUUGGACCACAAUGCAUUAGGUCUGACGUGCUGCAUUCGGACAUAGGGAUCUCUUUGGUUUUACUGGACCGCUUGCUAACAAUAACUUUAUGACGCGGGCUCAGUCCAUUAUUUCAUUUUUGACUGACCACGCAGAUCAGUUUCCCUAAAGAGUCCACAGCUCUCAUACCAUGGCAGCGGUUGUCAACUACUCACCGCCGUGGUGGGUCAACCUGCUACACCGACUCCCUCAUUUCAACCUUCAAUUCGAACAGACAAGCAGUGAUUUUCGCCCGGAGGACUCGUCAUAUCAACAGUCCAUCCUGCUGCUGGGAGGCGUGGCUCUAGCCUGCCUGGCCCUGGACCUCCUCUUCCUGCUCUUCUACUCCUUCUGGCUGUGCUGCCGGCGGAAGAAGAGCGAGGAGCAGCCCAACGCCGACUGCUGCUGCACCGCCUGGUGUGUCAUCAUCGCCACGCUCGUCUGCAGCGCCGGCAUUGCUGUUGGUUUCUAUGGGAACGGCGAGACCUGUGACGGAGUGAACAGGCUGACGUACUCCCUGCGCCACGCCAACCGCACGGUGGCAGGAGUGCAGAAACUGGUAUCAGACAGCACGGGCUCCCUGAAGCAGACGGUGGAUGGCAGUCUGGGGCAGCUGGAGGGCCAGUACGCCAAGCACACAGACUAUCUGUCUAUCAUCCAGAAGGUGCAGGGCCAGCUGGAUGAGCUGGUGAGGCAGAUGGUGGAGAUCCCCUUCUGGGGCAACAGAGACAUCUCCCUGGAGGAGCUGGCUGUCAACAUCGAGCUCUACGACUGGUACAGGUGGCUGGGAUACUUAGGACUGCUGCUUUUCAACAUCCUCAUCUGCCUGCUGGUGCUGUUUGGCCUCAUUCGCAACUCCAAGGGAACACUUAUUGGAGUGUGUCUUCUGGGCAUCCUGGCUCUGGUCAUCAGCUGGGCCUCUCUGGGUCUGGAGUUGGCUGUGUCUGCCACCUCCAGUGACUUCUGCGUUGCUCCUGACAUGUUUGUCACCCAAAUGACCGAACAGUAUGGAGUGCUCAAUAAAGACAUUUUGCAGUACUACAUGACAUGCAGUGUGGGCCAAACCAACCCAUUCCAACAGAAGUUGUCCGGGAGCCACAAAGCCUUAGUGGAGAUGCAGGACGACGUGUCUGAGCUGCUCCGCUCGGCCACCAGAGAGUACCCCCAAACCAAGGGGGAUCUAGAACAGAUCCAGGGGGUGCUGAACACCACAGAGAUCGGCCUGCAUCAGCUCACUGCCCUGGUGGACUGCCGAAGCCUUCACAUGGACUAUGUCCAGGCUAUAACAGGGUUGUGUUAUGAUGGACUGGAGGGCCUGAUCUACCUGGUGCUCUUCUCCUUCGUCACGGCUCUCAUGUUCAGCUCCAUCGUCUGCAGCCUACCUCACACCUGGAACAACAAGAGGAACGAGGCGGACAGCGAGGAGGAGUCCAUGGCCCACGGAGGCAGACUGCAGAACCAUGACAACCUGUACCGCGUCCACAUGCCCAGCCUGUACAGCUGUGGCAGCAGCUACGGCAGCGAGACCAGCAUCCCUGCUGCAGCACACACCGUCAGCAACGCCCCUGUCACGGAGUACAUGACCCAGAAUGCCAAUGCCUUCCAGAACCCGCGGUGUGAGAACACCCCACUGAUAGAGAGAGAGUCCCCUCCUCCCUCGUACACCUCCAGCAUGAGGGCCAAGUACCUGGCCAACAGCGGACCGGGUCCCAGUACCUCCACCCCUGUUCCUCCACAGCACCCAUCACAGCACCAAGAACACGACUCUGCACACCACUCACGACAGCACACUCCACACCGCCCACCACAUCACCCAGCGGCACAGCUCUAGACAACACCGGGGGCGUGACCCACCAACAGACACACCAGUGUGGAACCACCUAGCCUCUGGAACUUCUUCUUCAAUGCCCCUCAACAUCUCUGUGACGUCUUCUCCAUCAUCAUCCAGGCUACAGUCUCAAUCUCCUUUCCUCUUCGCUCUUACUAGCCCUCUCCCCCAGCAACUUCAAACAUCUGAGCCCAAUAUGUCUUUUGAAGUGUGCUUGAUGGCAGAGCUAAGGAAGGAACGCGCAAGGCAGACGCAUCAUGUAAAUAGUUCUGUCGUCAUUACAACGUUUUCCGUAGGCCCUUUCAUGAUGUUUCCAGAUGGCCAGUCUGGGCUGGGCCACAGCAGAGCAGCUAGCCAGUGCAUGGUGAGAGCCAGUGGGAGGUUAUUUCCAGCAUCGUGUGAUCACUGCCAUCUGCUUCAUGGGCUGCUAGUGGACUGACUGAGUGGUGGCCCUUGUUCCCCUGCUACCCCCUACCACCGCCUCGCCUCAGUGCUGGGCCAUCCUCGUGGCCCAGGGACAAUACAGACUAAUGAGGCAACUGGCCUCCAGCUCUUCAUGAACGAUCUCUGCUUCUUUUCCUCUCCUCUGUCUGCUCAGUCCACCAAAUAUCAUCUUGAACGGAGUGAUAAUGUCUUAUGUGAGGAUAUGUUGCUCAAACAACAUCUUUUGGUUUUAUUUGUCUGCCACUUUUGGGGUCUCCCUGUAUUUGAUAUUGUAUGAAGGAGACAUCCACCAUCAAAUGGUCACCGUGUUAACCACUGCAGAAAGCACUAGUUAUGGUGCUGUGAAGGAGAGAACACCUGACUAGAUAAUGAAACUAAAGUGCCAUUGCUUUGGUGAGGACUGAGACCGUUAUGGGAAUAUCUAGGCUAGCACUGAUUACUAUUGAUAGUGAUUUUGUUCAAUAUGUUGCUAUGUACUGUUCUCUCUCUCUCUCUCUCUCUCUCUCUCUCUCUCUCUCUCUCUCUCUCUCUCUCUCUCUCUCUCUCUCUCUCUCUCUCUCUCUCUCUCUCUCUCUCUCUCAUUUAUAUAUAUAUAUAUAUAUAUAUAAUGCCUUACACAGAGAGCUGUGGAAAGGCCUAGAAACUACUGUUCCCUCACACACUUUUACAGAACUAGGCCUCUGUCAUAGCGAGUAGGGAUCCAGGCACAGUUCCUCCACGGUUGGAUGUACCUCAACAAUACUAUGGCAAUGAUAUGUCUCAAAGACCAGUGUUUCUCAAGCGUUCCGUGUGAGUGUUCUUCAUAAUAGUGAAACAUCUCAGUUCCUCGUGUAAUCCUGUUACCUGGAGGACUUGCAACACGACCAGUAGAACGCCUGAUCGAGGAAAGGGCAUUGACAUCAGUUGUAUUAUCCGGUCUCUCAAUCCAUGUGUCUGACGAGAUCACAUUGACAUAUCAUUACUACUGUCUAACAACCUGAGAGACUACUGAUUUCUUAUCUACAUAGACAUCAGCUUGUUAUUGCAUUUGUCUGUACAAACACACUGUGAGUGGGACCAGUUAUCUUUUUUCAUAAUGUCUUACAGUAGUAGGUCUAUGACUGGAAAAGACUGGGACCUCUUAACUCUUACAUUAGUCCUGACCUGCAUGUUUGUGGCUGUUGUCCCCCCCCCGAGGGAGAUUUUUCAUUGGAGUGAUACAGUAUGCCACUAUUCCUGAAAAAUGACUGAAGCUACAUGGAUUUUGAACUGGAGAGUUUUGCUGUGAAAAACAAGUUUAUUUUCGAUUCCAGCGUCUGCUCUUGGAUGUUGUGAACUGAAGAGACGGAUAAAGCUCACUAAAGAAGGGCAGCUGUGAACGGUGGGACCCGCUGUCCUCUCAUCAAUACCACAGACCGCUGUUAUCAGAACUGUAAUUCUCAUUACAUUGAAGAGUUUGGUUAAUUGAGAAUAUGCUUAACAAAAUGUUCACACUUCUAUGGUAAGGUUUUCUUCUCAAACGGAAGACUAUUCAGACGAGGAAAGGAAACAUUUCGAAACUAACGGAAGCGCAAGCUUUUUUUCCAACAGACAUAUGAGGACUGGUUCCUGAUUGCUGAGAGACAAAACAAAAGAGGAGUUUUCCUCCACCAUUAUAAGACUCGUUUAAAAUAUAAUUUGCAGUGCUCUUCUAUUAGCCAGGCAUCUUGUGUUGGUGUUCCUCUGCGUACAGUGGUCGGUGUUUUUGCUUGCCAGUCUCCUGUCCUCCCAACAGAUCUCUGACCGCCUCGCAAUGUUCUCCUCUGCUGAACCCUAUGGAUAUAGUCACAGACUGUAACAUCACAUUACAUCCCGUAUCUGGAGGCUGUGUACAUUAAUUAGUAUGUAUUUCCUCUGAAGAGGGGUAGAAUACAUGUAUUCUAGUGUACAAUUAUGCAUGUUACAACAGCCAAGAGAACUGCAAAAUGGACAUCCUAAUGCACCAGCAUUUCAUUGUCACAAAGAUGUGUUUUGGCGUAAAGAACUAUUUUGGAGAGAAAAAAUGAAACUGCAGGAGUUGUUUCACAAUGGGUAAAUUGAAGAAAUGCUGUAGUGACACAGGUUCAUUUGUACCAUUUUUACCUUUUCAGCAAGAGCAUCCUACUUUCCUGUGGACUCCUAAAGCAUGGUGCCCCUUCAAACGUAGAGUGAAAUAUUGUUGUACAUUGUUGCUACCGACGCUUCUCUUGGCGCCUCUUCGUUCUGCGUUGUAAUCAAUAUGAGAGGUGUGGUUCUUUCUUCAGACUGUGCCAAUAACCAAACGCAACACCUUACCUUUACUAUGAUCUUUUUAAAUGUCUCACUUAGGCCUGUUUGUACAGUUCAUAGCACUGUGGUUGCCUGAGCAACCAAAUGAGGAAAAUGAGCCCUACAUUUUGAACUGAAAAUGUCUUGUUCUUUUAUUCUCUGUGUGAAAGACCAUUUAUGAUAGUAAUGAUGCAUUUUUACUGUUUUUAGAGUAGUCAUAUUCUCUUUGUUAAUAUUGUAAUGCUAGACUAAUAUACAGGCUUUAAAGGGAUACUUCAGGAUUUUGGCUAUUAAGCCCUUUACUUCCCCAGAGUCAGAUGCACUAAUAGACCACCGUCUCUGCAUCCAGUAUGAGGUAGAUCUGCGAGCCAAUGCUAACUAGCGAUAGCUGAAUGAGUGGAAGUGUAUGGUAUCUACUAGCAAAUGCGCUAACACUAGUUAGAAACUUCCUUCAAACUGCAUGCAGAGACAUAAAAAUGCUAUCCACAAGUUCAUCUGACUCUGGGGAAGUAGAUAAAGGGCAUUAAUUACCAAAAUCCUGAAGUAUCCCUUUAAAACAUGUUUGCUAAAUGAGCUGGUGAAACUAACAUUUUCUUUGUCAUUGUGAUAUCUCUUUUUGCUUCAUAAAAACAAAAAAGUAAUUUACCAUUGAUUCUUUUUAGUGUUCAUUGCAUAUAUUACGAUAUGUUGCAAGCAGAAAAUGUUUUUCUUUUAUGUGAAUACGAUAUAAUUUGUCUUUCAUUGCUUUGUUUUGAUAACAUUUCCCUGUAGAUUUACUCAUUGUUUUUAUAUUAUUUUAAAGCAAUUACUAAAAUAUUGUACAUGUUAAACCUGUGGUUUUAUUGAGCUUGAACUCGGUGUUUUGAGAUUAAACCAACCUUACCUGUAGAA